AUGCAGCUCUACAACAUCAUAAAAGUCAUCGCCGUCACGACUUGGGGCGCCCAGGUCCUAGCACUGCCAGCAGGCCACGCCAAUGUCAACGAAUACAACGGGCUCAACGCGCCCAGAUCUAGCGGUGUGAAGGCCCGGAACCAAGAGUUCACCGAAAGCGGCCGGGCGAAAGACCCCUCCAUCAAGACCGAGGGCUACAAAGCGGCGAAUAAACUUGGGCAGACUGGGUGGUUUACCAAGCCAAACGCACAGUCCAUCACCGUCCCGAAGUCCAAGUCUAGGGCCAGGAAGGGCAUGACCGCGGGCCCACAAGCAGCCAAUGACGACGGGCCGAUGGGUGUGUUGUAUGCCGCGCCAAAGGAAGAUUACAUGCAGCGCCAAUAG
This is a messenger RNA of Pyricularia grisea, 384 nucleotides long. RefSeq lists its product as uncharacterized. The transcript has a single exon. The record is from RefSeq and is a predicted model, not a curated record. NCBI's taxonomy places the organism in Eukaryota, Fungi, Ascomycota, Sordariomycetes, Magnaporthales, Pyriculariaceae. The coding region runs from base 1 to 384 and encodes 127 amino acids.